Arabidopsis arenosa is the source of this 799-nucleotide messenger RNA. NCBI's taxonomy places the organism in Eukaryota, Viridiplantae, Streptophyta, Magnoliopsida, Brassicales, Brassicaceae. The record is from the annotation of a GenBank genome assembly.
AUAUUUAUAUCGUCUCCUCUUCUUCUUCUUCGAUUCUCACUUUUCAGCGUCUGACCAAAUUCUCCGUGUUUCCUUCUCCUUCAGGUAAUAUUUUAACAAUUUGCUUAGUACCAUGGGAUCUGUUGAUGCUGCUAAUGGAAGUGCAAGUGGGAAGAAACCUACAGUUAUUUUUGUCCUUGGUGGACCGGGAAGUGGAAAAGGUACUCAGUGUGCCUAUAUUGUUGAACAUUUUGGCUACACACAUCUGAGUGCUGGAGAUCUUCUUAGGGCUGAGAUUAAAUCAGGUUCUGCAAAUGGAACUAUGAUUCAGAAUAUGAUUAAAGAGGGGAAGAUUGUACCGUCCGAGGUGACAAUCAAGCUUUUACAGAAAGCUAUUCAGGAAAACGGGAAUGACAAAUUCCUCAUUGAUGGUUUCCCUCGCAAUGAGGAAAACCGAGCAGCAUUUGAAAAAGUUACUGAGAUUGAACCGAAGUUUGUCUUGUUCUUCGAUUGUCCUGAGGAAGAGAUGGAGAAACGCCUGUUGGGCCGAAACCAGGGGAGAGAGGAUGACAAUAUUGAGACUAUAAGGAAGCGUUUUAAGGUGUUUCUCGAAUCUAGCUUACCAGUGAUUCAGUACUAUGAAGCUAAGGGGAAAGUUAGGAAGAUUAAUGCCGCAAAGCCCAUUGAAGCUGUAUUCGAGGAGGUGAAGGAAAUUUUUUCUCCUGAAGUUGAGAAGGUUGAAGCCUAGGCUGCUGCAACGAAAAAGAGAUACCGAAAACCCGAUAAAUUGAUCAGGUAGAGCUGGGCGUUGCAUAUUUCU